Molecule: messenger RNA, 2648 nt
Organism: Pygoscelis adeliae (Adelie penguin)
Lineage: Eukaryota; Metazoa; Chordata; Aves; Sphenisciformes; Spheniscidae
Product: histone H2B 5-like
Exons: 3
Coding region: 259-639 (126 amino acids)
Cellular component (GO): nucleosome
Molecular function (GO): protein heterodimerization activity; DNA binding; structural constituent of chromatin
Source: RefSeq, a predicted model, not a curated record
AUGCAUUGCACACCGGAAUAGUCUGCAGCGGGGAUUGCGCUGUCUAAUCUUCAGCCCAGCUCUGAUCGUCCUUCUUAUUGAUUGCACCUGCCUGAUAACUGGGGCACAACUCAAGAUAAGGACUCAGGAGUCACCCGCAAAGAUGUGCUUCUUGAAGCAGAGGCACUAACGAGCUCUGAGGAGGGUGCGUGCUGAGAGAGGCACCAGCAGGGAGGAAGAAGAGCAAAGGCUCCAAAACCCAGAGAAAGAGCUCUCAGGAUGCCGGAGCCAGCGAAGUCCACCUCUGCCCCCAAAAAGGGCUCCAAGAAAGCCGUGACGAAGACCCAGAAGAAGGGCGAUAAGAAGCGACACAAGAGCAGGAAAGAAAGCUACUCCAUCUACGUCUACAAAGUGCUGAAGCAGGUCCACCCCGAUACUGGCAUCUCCUCCAAGGCCAUGGGCAUCAUGAACUCCUUCGUCAAUGACAUCUUUGAGCGCAUCGCUGGAGAAGCCUCCCGCCUGGCCCAUUACAACAAGCGCUCCACCAUCACCUCCCGGGAGAUUCAGACGGCUGUGCGCCUGCUGCUCCCGGGAGAGCUGGCCAAGCACGCCGUCUCAGAGGGCACCAAGGCUGUCACCAAGUACACGAGCUCCAAGUAGCCAGAUGCCACCUCUCCAAUGGGACCAUCAAGCACCAGACCCUCCGCGCAAGCACAGAUAGGCAGCCACGGUCCGGAUAAACGUCACAGCUAUUAUCCACAGCAAUUUACAGCCUUGGGAUGGGCAUGAGAAGCUGUCUGGUGGAAGAGGAGACGGUGAUCUGGAUGUCGGCUGAUUUUCAUAGUCUGUUCGGGAUGUGCGACGGGUUCUGCGGGGCUGGUGGAGGAGGCCUCUGCUUUCACAUCUCAUCCGAAGGACUGACCGUCUGCAGUAUAUCCAAACUCUCCCCUGUGCUUGGCAAACAUGCAUGUUUGGCGCUGGCAGGAGAGACUGGCAGCGGUAACACAGAGACGCCGUCUCUGAAGUCUUCCUGUUUGGCUGCUUUCUCACAGUCAUCCGAGACGGGCACCGAGGAGUCAGCGCUGGUAUCCUCUCCCUCGUAGCCCAGAUCCAUCCUGGUGUACAAUGGCACAGCCCACCCCAUGCCGGCAGAAGUGGCAUCGACAGCUGCCGGGCACAGGCUGUAGAAUAAAGUGUAUUGAUUCAACAGCUAUCUGUGUUUAACAGCCUGUUUUAAAGAGCAAGCCUGGCAGGCAGUCAGAUGCCCAGAAUGAUACCAAGCACUGUUCCUCCUUGUCGCUCCUGGUGGAUGAGCCAUCAAACAGGCUGAGGGUGCCAGCGCUGGAGCUGCCUGCUGCCUCCCACCUUGUGCUGAGGUGGAUGGAUGGACAAGGGGGGAUGGUGGGGCUGGUUCGCUGCCUUCCCUGGCUGCUGCUUUGCCUGCUUUAGGACUUGCUUUGAUAUGCAAGACGUUGCUAAUUCUGCUGCUUUUCAGAGACUUUCCUCCCUCGACGCUGCCUGGGUGCUCCUUUCCACUGUAAGCGUGGGCGAGACAGGGUGGUGCCCAAGGGUGUCCCCUCUCCUGCGAGCGCUGGGGUGGCGCGGGACAAACAGCACAGGGGUGUCGGGAGGGGACUGAGGAUUUGGGAAGGCAUCCGGAGCGGGAGCAGGGGUGGCUAGCACAGUCCGGAGGAGAGGCAGGCUCCCCACAGAGAUCGCUGCGGGCAGCUCACCUGGCCCUGCCUUCCCUGCUUUAUUCACUGGUUAGAAAGCAAAAUAAAAAACUGGGGCUGGGUGGAUGUAUAGGGACACUUGCCUGCAUCCCAGUGAUAUUUUAAAGAUUAAAUCAUUUUAAACUACUUGAGAUACUCCCCGUGUCUUCUCAAAGUGCACAGUAAGGUGAGCAAUAAUAAAAUCCUGAAUAAAGCCAUAGAGAUUAGUGGAGGGACAUCUCAGUUGCAGGUUUAUCUUGCCCAAACUGCUGGAUAGCAGAAGAGGAGCAUGUGUAGAAUUGGUGUGAAGUUGAAGCUUCCUACUCAAAACACAAAAUUAGCCAACAUUUUAAAAAAAUACCAAAAUCUCUGGUAGGCAGUAGCACUCAGAUAAAAAAUAUUCAUGUCUUUAAAAUAACAACUGCUUUCUGCAGUGUAUUCUGUAAAUAAAAAGGGCAGCAAAGACACAGGAUCCAGAACUAAGUGCAGGUUCUCUCCAAACUCCAAGACCUUGUUUUUAAUGAAAAGGUAAAUUCAUACUCCAAAAUAACAACCUUGCAGUACAUCUCUCACUUUCCCCUACAUUUAUCUCUAUCCUGUUUCUUUACACUUUGAGAGUGAUGGGGACCCUUGACAAAUUUAUGUUGCUUUUGGAGCUGUAGGACUCUGCAGCUCCAGAAGAUUCAUUUAUUUCUUGUUUUUAUAAGUGUUGCAGUCAUUUUCCAGUUGGUCUGAGGAAAGGACCGCAUAGACCUGCUCAACCAAGAGCACCUCAGAAACCCGAGAGCAGCAUGGAGUCCCACGUGGUCUCUGUGCAAGAGCGAAGGUCAAGUUAUUUAUGGGCUGCUCCCAUCCCCCUCCUGCAGCUUAGAGUUUGAACACCCCACACCCAAAAAGGGGCUUUCCUCCCAUACUUUGCUCAGUGAUAGCACACUCCAGCCACGUUUCAUACCGUAA